Messenger RNA from Penicillium chermesinum, 258 nucleotides. RefSeq lists its product as uncharacterized. Lineage: Eukaryota; Fungi; Ascomycota; Eurotiomycetes; Eurotiales; Aspergillaceae. Bases 1 to 258 code for a protein of 85 amino acids. The transcript has a single exon. The record is from RefSeq and is a predicted model, not a curated record.
AUGCCUACAGGUCACCGAGGAAGUGGGGGGCCCCCAGGGUCGCUGAACACUUGGCCUGACGCUGACACUAUAUUGGUUGAGGCCGGGCGGUCAACUAGGAGUAAUGAGUACACCGGAUCCUUCAUAAGCCCAAAUUGUGCCGUCCAAGACUUCUUGGCUCCAUACAAGCCGAGGCUGCUAGAAGAGCGCGCUAAACGCACUGUCGUCCCCGACCGCUACUCCGAUCCGAACUCUUACUGCGUAUGCAAGUUUGCCUAG